UUUGAAAGCUUUAAGCAAUUAAAUUAUUGAGGGAAUAAAAAUGCUUUACAUAUUGAUGUUUCUAAUACCCUUUGUAGUAAUCAGUGCCAAUAUGUUUCCAUCAGGUUACAAUCUAGUUAAUCACACAAUCUGCAUUACAAAGAUCACAGAUCUAACUUUAGAAGAUGAAAGGCUAUUAUUAUCAAAUUUAAAAUGUCCACCAAGAACAUAUUUUAUUGGAAAACAACGAGUCUCGUGGUUCGAAGCCUAUGUCUUAUGUCUGCAAUAUGGUAUGGAGUUGGCAAGUGUAGAAUCUGUAGAAGAGGAAAUGACUAUAGAAGAACUUCUAAAGCUAGAAGCUGAUGGAAGCAAGUUAAUUUUUUAAUUAUUCAUGUAAAUUUAUGUCCAGUUUUUUAUUAGGUGGUUUCUGGAUAUCGGGUACCAAACUGGGAACUUGCAACAUGUACGUUUUUUUCACAACUGGAAAGCCAGUGAUUUAUAAUAAAUUUGCUAUUGGACAGCCAGAUAAUGCUGGAAAUAGAGAAGAAUGUUUGGAAAUUUAUAAGAAAAGUGAUAAUGAAAUUUAUUGGUACGAUAUGC
Molecule: messenger RNA, 579 nt
Organism: Ceutorhynchus assimilis (cabbage seed weevil)
Lineage: Eukaryota; Metazoa; Arthropoda; Insecta; Coleoptera; Curculionidae
Source: the annotation of a GenBank genome assembly